AUGAAGGUCGAUCACAAACUUCCAACCAUAGAUCACAUAGAUCCAUUUAUUUCUGCUGAGAUUCCCGAUAAAAAAGAAGAUCCUGAACUUUAUUCUCUUGUGACUGAUUAUAUGAUUCAUGGUCCGUGUGGGAAUGCUAAUUUGAAUUGUCCUUGCAUGGUUGAUAAAAGAUGUUCAAUAAACUUUCCGAAGAAAUUCACACCACAUACAACUAUUGAUUCAAGUGGUUUUCCUGUAUACAGAAGAAGAGAUUCAUGUCAUACAAUUAUAAAAUCUGGUGUUAGAUUAGACAACAGAAAUGUUGUUCCUUAUAAUAAAAGGCUUUUGAAAAGAUAUCAAGCACACAUUAAUGUUGAAUGGUGUAAUCAAGCCGGUUCAGUGAAAUAUUUGUUCAAGUACAUUAACAAAGGCCUUGAUAUGGCUACUGCGGUAGUUUCUGGUGAUACAAAUUCAACUAUCAAGGAAAAGCCAAAAGACGAGAUCAAGGAGUAUUAUGAUUGUAGAUAUAUUUUAGCGUGUGAGGCAUCCUGGAGAAUAUUCUCUAAUGAGGUUCAUUACAGGUAUCAUGCUGUUAUGAGGCUUCCCUUUCAUUUGCCGGGCCAACAGAAUGUUGUGUAUGGUGCGAAUGACGAUAUUGAUAAUGUUUUAAGCAAGCCUUUUGUUGCUUCUUCAAUAUUUGUUCAAUGGAUGAAGUUGAACGAGACAAAUGAAGAUGCUAGAAAGCUGACUUAUGUUGAGUUUCCUUCCAAAUUUGUUCGGAUACUUAAAGAUAGAUGUUGGCAGGUACGUAAGUCGUACCAGUGUGUUGGUCAGAUUCAUUCUGUAUCUCCUGCAUUGGGCGAACCUUAUUUUUUGAGGAUACUACUCAAUAAAGUUAAAGGGCCUAGAUCAUUCGAGGAGAUACGUACAGUUAACGGUCAAUUAUUCCCGACUUUUAGAGAAGCUUGCUAUGCGAUGGGACUCUUAGAUGAUGACAAUGAAUACGUUGAGGCAAUUAAAGAAGCAAGUUUUGAAGGACAUGUUGGGUAUCUCCGAGCGUUAUUUGCUACCCUGCUUUUGUCAAAUACUCUUUCACGGCCAGAAUUUAUUUGGGAGAACACGUGGAAAUACUUAGCUGAUGAUAUUGUUUAUAGACGUCAAAAAGAAACAAAUAUUUCAGGUUUAGUGCUUCCUGAAUAUCAGAUUAAGAACCUUACUUUGUUGAAAAUUGAAAACUAUUUAAUUUCCAAUGGUUCAUCAUUACGAAGGUUUGUCACUAUGUCGUACCCUGAUGACGAUUCCUUACGUGAUGUUUCUAAUCGUCUGAUCAAUGAAGAGCUGUCACAUAACCUAGAUGAAGUACAAGCUGAGUUUAACAGCUUGCUUUAA
Messenger RNA from Helianthus annuus (common sunflower), 1368 nucleotides. RefSeq lists its product as uncharacterized. Lineage: Eukaryota; Viridiplantae; Streptophyta; Magnoliopsida; Asterales; Asteraceae. The transcript is spliced from 2 exons. The record is from RefSeq and is a predicted model, not a curated record. The coding region runs from base 1 to 1368 and encodes 455 amino acids.